Helianthus annuus (common sunflower) is the source of this 633-nucleotide messenger RNA. RefSeq lists its product as uncharacterized. Gene Ontology annotation, molecular function: phosphoric diester hydrolase activity; double-stranded DNA 3'-5' DNA exonuclease activity; DNA-(apurinic or apyrimidinic site) endonuclease activity. The record is from RefSeq and is a predicted model, not a curated record. Bases 1 to 633 code for a protein of 210 amino acids. Lineage: Eukaryota; Viridiplantae; Streptophyta; Magnoliopsida; Asterales; Asteraceae. The transcript has a single exon. Gene Ontology annotation, biological process: base-excision repair. Gene Ontology annotation, cellular component: nucleus.
AUGUCUUUAAACAUUCGGGGGGUUGUCGGCCCGGAGAAAUCUACCUGGGUCAAGCGGUUAAAGAAAGAUUUUAAGUUCUGGAUUCUGGCUCUGCAAGAAACCCAUCAAGUUGGUAUUUCGGAGGAAUUCUGGAGAAAAUUCUGGGAUCGGUCUUCCUUGUCGGCUGUGUCAGUGGAUGCCGUUGGUAGAUCUGGUGGCCUGGCUUUUUUAUGGGAUCCGGAUCUUUUCAAGGUGGAUAAGGUUCUGAAAGGCCAAAGGUUCAUUGUCGUUUCGGGGUUUAUGUGUGGUGUGGAGGAUAGAAUCAACUUUUUGAAUAUCUAUGCUCCAAAUGAUACCGGGGAGAGAACCCGGUUCUGGGGAAUUUUGGAAGAUAUUAGAUCCCAGCUCGAUGGUAUGUGUCUUAUGGCCGGUGAUUUUAAUGAGGUCCGCUGCCCAGAAGACAGACUUAAUUCUGCUUUUGAUAAGAACGCGGCGGCUAACUUCAAUGAUUCUAUCCUUCGAAUGGGUCUGCUAGAGUACGAGAUGACUGGGGGUAAGUUCACUUAUGUUUCCAGCAAUGAGGAGAUAAAGAUGAGCAAGCUAGACAGAAUUCUGGUGUGUCAGAAAGUGCUGAGUUGCUGGCCCUAUGCUUAG